Messenger RNA from Pogoniulus pusillus (Red-fronted tinkerbird), 1113 nucleotides. RefSeq names its product GPN-loop GTPase 3 (gene GPN3). Gene Ontology annotation, molecular function: GTPase activity. The transcript is spliced from 8 exons. NCBI's taxonomy places the organism in Eukaryota, Metazoa, Chordata, Aves, Piciformes, Lybiidae. The record is from RefSeq and is a predicted model, not a curated record. Bases 86 to 940 code for a protein of 284 amino acids.
AAAACAUAGGCUGCCGGCGGCACGUGGCCCGGCGGCCUACGGGCUGCUGGAGGAGCCAGUCGCGUCCCUUCGCCGUUCCGCCGCUAUGCCGCGGUACGCGCAGCUAGUGAUGGGCCCCGCGGGCAGUGGGAAGAGCACGUAUUGCUCCACCAUGGUGCAGCACUGCGAGGCGCUGGGCCGUGCCGUGCAGGUGGUCAACCUGGACCCGGCGGCAGAGUUCUUCAGCUAUCCCGUAAUGGCAGACAUCCGAGAGUUAAUAGAAGUGGACGACGUCAUGGAAGAUGAAUCGUUAAGGUUUGGUCCCAAUGGCGGCUUGGUGUUUUGCAUGGAAUACUUUGCCAAUAACUUUAAUUGGCUAGAGGAAAGCCUUGGGCAUGUGGAGGAUGACUAUAUAUUGUUUGAUUGCCCAGGUCAGAUUGAACUCUAUACACAUCUGCCAGUGAUGAAACAGCUGGUGGAGCAGCUUCAGCAAUGGGAGUUCCGUGUUUGUGGAGUUUUUCUUGUGGAUUCACAGUUUAUGGUGGAAUCCUUUAAGUUUAUCUCUGGAAUUCUGGCAGCACUCAGCGCAAUGAUAUCUUUAGAGAUUCCACAGAUUAACAUCAUGACCAAAAUGGAUUUGCUAAGCAAGAAAGCCAAGAGGGAAAUAGAAAAGUACUUGGAUCCAGAUAUGUAUUCUAUGAUUGAAGAUUCUACAAAUAUAUUGAAAAGCAAAAUGUUUAAAAAACUGACUAAAUCUAUAUGUGGAUUGAUUGAUGACUAUGGUAUGGUUCGAUUUCUGCCUUUCGAUCGCUCUGAUGAGGAAAAUAUAAACAUAGUUCUACAGCACAUAGACUUCACCAUUCAGUAUGGAGAAGAUCUGGAAUUCAAAGAGCCAAAGGAAGUUGAAGAGGAUAAAUCUCCUCUUGUGGAUGAAUACUUUCAGGAUCAUGGAGAUGAGUGAAAAACGGAUAUUCAGAACUGGGAGGAAAAUACACUGCUUGUGAUCAACCAUCAAAAGGGGGGGGUGGAAAUCCAUACCUACACAACCACACUUGAUGGUUUUUAUGCAUAAAAUAGUAUUUAUAGUGAACCUUAUUACCUUGUAAUUAUUUUAAUAAACAAUUUUUAUUCUUA